CAGUUUCAGGAAGGAAGCUUGAGCAAGCGAAACUGAUGAAGGCUACGUUUUGGAACUGGAAGCUCAGGCAAAAAGAAUUCGUUUGCACCACCAGCAAGGAGCUCAGCCAUGUGGACUCCCAGCCGGAGGCAGCUCUGCCUGGCAUUCCUGUUGGUCUGUGUGCUCUCUGCCGGCUCCUUCUUUUUCCACCUGAAUGGAAGACACUUCUUUCGAAAUGGUCUAACUUUCUCUGUCCUGUGUUCAGACUAUCGCCUGUUGAGGUCCCCAGUGGCAAUGGUAUGCCUACCUUAUCCACUGCAGACAUUCAAUGGCUCCUCUUCCUGUCCUGAGCAGUCAUUCUCGCUCUCUGGGACUUGGACAAUCACCCCGGGAGGCAGGUUUGGUAACCAGAUGGGACAGUAUGCCACAUUGCUGGCCCUAGCCCAGCUCAAUGGCCGCCAAGCCUUCAUCCAGCCUGAGAUGCAUGCCACACUGGCCCCUGUGUUCCGGAUCUCCCUGCCAGUGCUGGACCCUGAGGUGGACAGCCUCACCCCUUGGCAGCACUUAGUCCUACAUGACUGGAUGUCAGAGGAGUACUCCCACCUGGAGGACCCAUUUCUCAAGCUGUCUGGUUUCCCCUGCUCUUGGACCUUUUUCCACCAUCUCCGGGAACAGAUUCGCAGGGAAUUCACCCUCCAUGACCACCUACGGGAAGGUGCCCAGCACUUGUUGAGCGGGCUCCGUAUAGGCCCAGCGGGCAUCCGCCCUCACACAUUUGUGGGUGUCCAUGUGCGUCGUGGAGACUAUCUGGAGGUGAUGCCCAAUCGCUGGAAAGGUGUGGUGGGUGACCGAGCUUACCUCCAGCGAGCCAUGGAUUGGUUUCGGGUCCGGCACAAAGACCCCAUCUUUGUGGUCACCAGCAAUGGCAUGAAAUGGUGUUUGGAAAACAUCGACACGUCCCAUGGUGAUGUGGUCUUCGCUGGCAAUGGCCAGGAGGGUACACCGGGGAAGGACUUUGCCCUGCUCACACAGUGUAACCACACCAUUAUGACUAUUGGCACCUUUGGCUUCUGGGCUGCCUACUUAGCUGGUGGGGACACUGUCUAUCUUGCUAACUUCACCCUGCCAGAUUCAGAGUUUCUGAAGAUCUUCAGGCCAAAGGCUGCCUUCCUGCCCGAGUGGGUGGGCAUUAAUGCAGACUUGUCCCCACUGCAGGCUAAGUUUGACUCCCAGGACACAGACAGUCUUUUUAGAUUGGUCUGACUCAUCAAGAGUCAGCCAUCCAUGUCUUUAUGCUUUGGAGGAUGUCUGUGGUAGUCCCCGAGGUGGGGGGCACUUCUUUCCAGACUUGCAGGUGAGCUUUUCGGAAAUGCUGGAAUGCUUUACAGACAUUUCAACAGGAUAUCAUUUUCUGAUGGCAGGGGAAGCCCAAGUCAGCAUUGUAAACCACAGUCUCCUGAGUCUCCUGGCUCACCUUCUUAGAACCUCUGGGCAGCUGCUUCUAGAUUAAGAAGGCUGAAGAAAACCCAGACUUACCAGCUGGCCUCCUGGAUUUCUGGAGUCAUUCUAGGCUGUUUCUGAAAGCCUGGUCCAGUUCCUGUGCAGCACCCUGCAGGGCCUCCCAACACGCCAUAGACACUGAAGAAUUUAAUGAAUGUGGAUACAAAAUCUUAGUCCCACCUCACUGCUGGAAACACAGGGUGACACGAACCAUUCAGGAGCCAGCCUCUUGUUAGAAAGAUGAGAACAAUUCGAGCACAUAUGAAUUCUGUCCAACUCCUUGGCCCCAGAGAAACCUCAGAGACUUUUAUUUAGGGUGGGAAGAGUAAAUGGGCUGAAAUGUGGGCUCAAGGAUGAAGCCACUGUUGAGAUGCAGCCGUCUGCAGGAGUAGUGUUUCCUAAAAGAUCCAGGAACUUAAGGGGGGGGGGGCUCAAAAGUUAAAGAGUUACACAGAUUAGUCCUGGAUUUAGGAUCAAGGAGGUUUCUUCUUCUGAGGAUGCUAUAGGGGAUCUGGGGGGUCUGUUUUUUAGAGGUAAUCAGGCCCACAGAAAAGAAGGGUAUACCCCUGGGCUCACAAAGUCCCUAAAUCCGACUCAGGGUGAAGGAUCUGAAAGUGUUCCAGAACCUUGAACUCAGCCUAAGCCCCUACAGAAGCACAGGCUUGAAGCAAGGAUGGGACAUUUGCCUGAGAUCAGGUAUACCUGAUGGUUUUUCAAGGAUGGAGGAAGUUUACUCAGAUAGCGUUUAAUCUAAUUGUAUUCCCUCCAAGACCGACUUCUAUUCUUCUCAGGGAGUUUCCGGGUGCUUUUUUCCCAACUUGGCCUGUACAGGCUGGAGAGAGGGAGCUGUGAAUUAAAGGGCCA
Molecule: messenger RNA, 2343 nt
Organism: Arvicanthis niloticus (Nile rat)
Lineage: Eukaryota; Metazoa; Chordata; Mammalia; Rodentia; Muridae
Gene: Fut1
Product: fucosyltransferase 1 (H blood group)
Biological process (GO): carbohydrate metabolic process
Cellular component (GO): membrane
Molecular function (GO): galactoside 2-alpha-L-fucosyltransferase activity
Source: RefSeq, a predicted model, not a curated record